This is a messenger RNA of Physcomitrium patens, 3062 nucleotides long. RefSeq lists its product as uncharacterized. NCBI's taxonomy places the organism in Eukaryota, Viridiplantae, Streptophyta, Bryopsida, Funariales, Funariaceae. The record is from RefSeq and is a predicted model, not a curated record. Gene Ontology annotation, cellular component: SMN complex. Gene Ontology annotation, molecular function: RNA binding; protein binding. Gene Ontology annotation, biological process: spliceosomal snRNP assembly.
GUCUCUUGGUCACUCGGGCCACUGUGACAAUCCGCCUCCGCUCUUUCUUUCUUUCUCACGCUCCGCUCUUUCAUUCAAACUCACCAGAGAGAGAGAGAUACUUUUGUCCAGGCAGAUUUCGCAUCUGUUGAGUGCCGUUGUUGGGUGUCCAGGUGGUUGCUUUUGAAUGCCGUGGUGGUGGUCAUUGUUGCGUUGUCCUCAGGACGAGCGUUAGAUUUGUUGCCUUGACUGUCUCCGAGUGCGGACUAGCGUUCAAUUGGCAAGGCUAUGGUUGUCUUCGGAACGGGGAAGAGGAGAUAGAGUGGUUUUUUCUCACUUUUGCACCUUUUCAGGGUUUGAGAUUUUUGGGUGGGAGGAGCAGUCUGUGUGGUUCGCGAUCGCUGGCACGAUUUUGUUGUCACCGACAAAUUAGCACUGCGGCAUUUGGUUCGUAGCGUUUUUGGUGAAGUUGAUGGUCUCCUUGGUCUGGUUUGCGGGUGUCCAGUUGUAGUGUCACUGCGGGAAGCUCCUGAUCAUCCCGUUUUUCCGAACAGUUUGCUGGGCUUCAAGAUUUAGGGUUUGGGUCUAGGGUUUGGUGUCGAGGGCCCCAAUUUAUUUCUGUGGAGUUUCUUCCUGCUGUUUACUUUGGGGCGUGAAUCUCACAACAGUAUUUUAAUGUUUAAGACCUCCACAUUUUGAGAAGUCUGAAUCUUAGACCUGGGCUUCCUGCCUAUCCUCAUCGUUUGGAUUGCGUGGGGUUUCCUGGAUCCUUGUCUUUCAGAUAUUUUUUCUCGCUUCUCACAGUUUACCUGUGUGGUAAGGAUCGCGAUAUUUAUUUGGAGCAUCUGGCAUCCAGCGGGCUCACGGGCGCUAGACGUAAUCUUGAGGGUAUAUGUGUGCUAUUCUCGAAUUGAAACCAUUAUCGCGCGAGACAGCGCUUUGUAACUUGGAAGAUAUUGCUGGCUAGAGUUGCCAGAGUGCACGAGGAUAGUGUUGAAUAGCACUUUAUUGCUCGCGAAUCCAUCAUCAAUUUUUAUUACAUCUACAGCGUGAGACGUCCAGAUUUAGAGCAGUGGUUGUACCACUUCUAUCUCGCUGAAAGUCGCUGCCACAAAGUGGUUCUAGUGUGAGAGAAGCGUGCUUAUUCUUUGCGGAGCGCAUGCUGUGACGAAUGUUUAUUCCAGGUCAUUCUCUUUGAGAAAGAUAUACGGAAGAGUUUGGAUUCUGUCUUUUCAGCCACCGAUAUUUGUUUUAAGAUUGUUCCACAAUCUAGAUUCCCCCACUCUAGAUCUUGCAAUUUGAGGUCACCUUUUUUAGAUUCUCAAAACAAGUUAAUGCCAAGUUGCAUUUCGGUCUCCCAUGUCAAAGUCAAGUCUUUAAGGUCUUAAAGUUUUGGAAGCUUAUGGUGUAUGUCAUUGCAUCACCAGUUUGAUGUUCAGAGAAUCGCGCCCAAACAUCUCAGUGUCUGAGAAGUUGUUUUGAGGUGGCUCAUUCUUGUGUAUACAUCCUUUACUUCAUUUUCAGCUUUGAUAAAUUCGGAGUUGAAUGCUCGUGCUUCAUCAGGGUUCUAGUUUUUGUAAAUUCGAUCCCACCUUAUUGAGAUAGUGUCUAUUGUUGUACUCGAGUACCACUUUUUGGCGCAAUUUAGAAGCUCCCACUCCUACUUUGUGGAUCAGUAUUAGGGUUUCGAUUCCAAGUGAUCGUUGAGGGCGUCGCUCAAUUAUUCAACAAUGGAGAAGAGAAAAGCUCAGGUUCCUCUUGUGUGCCACGGACACUCUCGUCCUAUCGUGGAUCUUUCCUACAGCCCCAUCACUCCAGAUGGCUUCUUCUUGGUUAGCGCCAGCAAGGAUGGGAAGCCAAUGCUCCGAAAUGGUGAGACAGGUGAUUGGAUUGGAACUUUUGACGGCCACAAAGGAGCCGUAUGGGCAGCAUGUCUCGACACUCCAGCAAUGCGUUGUGCCACUGCAUCUGCUGAUUUCAGCGCGAGAGUGUGGGAUGCAUUGACAGGAGACGAGCUUUAUUCAUUUGAACACAAGCAUAUCGUUCGUACUUGUGCAUUUUCUGAGAGUACAACCCAUUUGCUAACUGGAGGUGCGGAGAAAGUGCUACGAAUUUUCGAUUUAGCUAGGCCAGAUGCGCCCCCAACUUUGUUGGAAAGCAAACCGGAGACUCCGAUAAGAGCGGCAGUUUGGCAUCAUAGUGACCAGACCAUUUUGAGCUCAUCAAACGACAUCGGAGGUGUAAGAGUUUGGGACGUGAGGACCAAGUCUGUAGUGCGGACUUUGGAUACAAAAUCUUCAUGUACCAGCGUGGAGGUUAGCAGGGACGGUCGGUACAUCACCACAGCAGAUGGCAACACCGUGAAAUUUUGGGAUGCCAAUCACUUUGGGUUGGUGAAGAGCUACUCAAUGCCUAGGCCGGUGGAAUCAGCGUCACUGUUUCCUUCUCGCGGUAAAUUCAUAGCUGGUGGUGAUGACAUGUGGGUUCGCCUCUUUGACUUCGACACUGGAGACGAAAUUGAAUGCAACAAAGGGCACCACGGUCCUGUGCACUGUGUCCGCUUCUCUCCAGGGGGUGAGUCUUAUGCCUCCGGCUCUGAAGAUGGUACCAUCCGAAUUUGGAAGACGGUAAAUGGGAACGAUGAGGCCGAAGUGGGUGGAGUUGCUGAAGGUGCAGCAGCGAAUCAGAUAAAGGUCAGAGUAAAUGAGGUUGCGAGGAAAGUGCAAGGCUUUCACAUUGCUCAAGAGGAUGGCGCACACUCCUGAUAGCCAAAGAUCUGUCUCUUAUUCUUCUGUUUUAGUUGAGCUUCAUGACUAGAGUUGGAAGGGUUUCGCUGGAGGGACAGUGGUCUUUCGGAGAUUGUGGAGUAAACUGUAUGUGCAGGGAAGUUUGAAAGAGUACCCGCUUGUCACACUCGUCCCUUUUGCAUGCUUUUGGCCUAGUUAAGGGCUGGCAGUCUGGUGACGGUCUGUUCACGUAUCUGCUUGCACAUACAGAAAUGUCAACAUGAUUAUGGAGAACUUGUAGUUGAUCCAACUGGGCAAUAUAAGAGUCUCUGGUGGCCUGAAGAAGUCGCGUUUUUA